CGGGCGCCACGGGCCGGCUUUGUGGAGCGCUGCGGAGGGAGCGCGCGCGGGUUGGGCAGCGAACAAAGGAGCAGGGCGCCGCCGCGGGGGCUCGCCACCCACCUCCCGGCCGCCACCAUGACCGCCAACGGCACGGCCGAGGCGGUGCAGAUCCAGUUCGGCCUCAUCAACUGCGGCAACAAGUACCUGACGGCCGAGGCGUUCGGUUUCAAGGUGAACGCGUCGGCCAGCAGCCUGAAGAAGAAGCAGAUCUGGACGCUGGAGCAGCCCCCCGACGAGGCGGGCAGCGCGGCCGUGUGCCUGCGCAGCCACCUGGGCCGCUACCUGGCGGCCGACAAGGACGGCAACGUGACCUGCGAGCGCGAGGUGCCCGGCCCCGACUGCCGCUUCCUCAUCGUGGCGCACGACGACGGCCGCUGGUCGCUGCAGUCCGAGGCGCACCGGCGCUACUUCGGCGGCACCGAGGACCGCCUGUCGUGCUUCGCGCAGACCGUGUCGCCGGCCGAGAAGUGGAGCGUGCACAUCGCCAUGCACCCGCAGGUCAACAUCUAUAGCCUGACCCGCAAGCGCUACGCGCACCUGAGCGCCCGGCCGGCCGACGAGAUCGCGGUGGACCGCGACGUGCCCUGGGGCGUCGACUCGCUCAUCACGCUGGCCUUCCAGGACCAGCGCUACAGCGUGCAGACCGCCGACCACCGCUUCCUGCGCCACGACGGCCGCCUGGUGGCCCGCCCCGAGCCCGCCACCGGCUACACGCUGGAGUUCCGCUCCGGCAAGGUGGCCUUCCGCGACUUCGAGGGCCGCUACCUGGCGCCGUCUGGGCCCAGCGGCACGCUCAAGGCGGGCAAGGCCACCAAGGUGGGCAAGGACGAGCUCUUCGCGCUGGAGCAGAGCUGCGCCCAGGUCGUGCUGCAGGCGGCCAACGAGAGGAACGUGUCCACGCGCCAGGGGAUGGACCUGUCGGCCAACCAGGACGAGGAGACUGACCAGGAGACCUUCCAGCUGGAGAUCGACCGUGACACCAGGAAGUGUGCCUUCCGCACGCACACGGGCAAGUACUGGACGCUGACGGCCACCGGGGGUGUGCAGUCCACCGCGUCCACCAAGAAUGCCAGCUGCUACUUUGACAUCGAGUGGCGUGACCGGCGCAUCACACUGAGGGCAUCCAAUGGCAAGUUUGUGACCGCCAAGAAGAACGGGCAGCUGGCCGCCUCGGUGGAGACUGCAGGGGAUGCUGAGCUCUUCCUCAUGAAGCUGAUCAACCGCCCUAUCAUCGUGUUCCGAGGCGAGCACGGAUUCAUCGGCUGCCGCAAGGUCACGGGCACCCUGGAUGCCAACCGCUCCAGCUACGACGUCUUCCAGCUGGAGUUCAAUGAUGGUGCCUACAACAUUAAAGACUCCACGGGCAAAUACUGGAUGGUGGGCAAUGACUCUUCGGUCACCAGCAGCAGCGACUCCCCGGUGGACUUCUUCUUUGAGUUCUGCGACUACAACAAGGUGGCCAUCAAGGUGGGCGGGCGCUACCUGAAAGGGGACCACGCAGGCGUCCUGAAGGCCUGUGCCGAGACCAUCGAGCCCGCCUCGCUCUGGGAGUAUUAGGUCCCUGCCCCAGCGGCCCGUCCCCACCCCCUCCCCGCUAACCCUCCUCCCUGGCGGCCAGGUGGCAGCCCCUUGCCUUUCAAACUGGAAACCCCAGAGAAAAUGGAGCCGCCUGUGGCCCCGUGGAUGUGGAUGCCCCCCUGCCCCUCCCCUGAGGGGGUGUCAGGCCCCUCUGCCCUCUUCUCUGCCGUGGGCUGAGGCUGGCACCUCUUUCUUCUGACCUCAGACAACUCUGAGCCUUACUUUCCUGGAAGUGGCCAGGAGAAGGUGGCUGAGCCCCCAGGGCUGGGGCGCGUAACUGGAAUCUGCUGUCCCCGCCGGCACCAGGAGGGAGCCCCUGAGCCAUGCGUGCUCGUUGGGGUCCCAGCCCCUCUCCUACCUACCCUACUGGGGCCUGCGGGGCUCCCAGGUGGAAGCCGCUGGGUCUGUCCCCUGCGCAUUCCCACGGGAGGGGGCCAUCCCCCUCCUGCCUCUCACCCUGGCCUGACUGGAAGCGGAAACCGACCAAAUCAGUAUUUUUCUUUUUUUUAAUGAAAUGUUACUGCUGGAGGCAGCCCAGCAAGCCUGGUUGUACUUGUAAGUGGUCUUGGGGGGUCUUGGCAUCUGUGCCCACCUCCCCAGCUGGCCCCCUCCUGUCCUCCCGCCAUCCCCAGCUCUAGACUCUCCUGCCUCAGCCACAGCCCUGCUGGGAUUGGUGCUCCUGGCUGACCAGACACCUGCACUCCUGGGCAGGACGGAGCCUGUGUCCCCCAUACCAGCUGGGCGCCCUGGGGUCUCCCUCGGCCUCCUGGCUGCUAGCCCUGCCAGCCCCCCGCCACCGUCCCUCUCACUCUGGGUGUCUUGGUCUUUUAUUUUUUGUAAGUGUCAUUUGUAUAACUCUCAGUGCCCAUGAUAGUAGCUUCGAACUGGAAAGAGCAAAAUAAAAUAACUUGCGUCUGCA
Molecule: messenger RNA, 2539 nt
Organism: Chinchilla lanigera (long-tailed chinchilla)
Lineage: Eukaryota; Metazoa; Chordata; Mammalia; Rodentia; Chinchillidae
Gene: Fscn1
Product: fascin actin-bundling protein 1
Exons: 5
Coding region: 118-1599 (493 amino acids)
Biological process (GO): cell migration; actin filament bundle assembly; establishment or maintenance of cell polarity
Cellular component (GO): cytoplasm; ruffle; cell projection membrane
Molecular function (GO): protein-macromolecule adaptor activity; actin filament binding
Source: RefSeq, a predicted model, not a curated record